UAUAUUCCACUCAUUCCUCAAACUUCCACCCCCUCUUCCCUAAAGUGAAGUCCGAGCACACGAUCCCAUGAUGACAGAAACCACCGCCAUCAUGGCUGCACUCUCCACUCUUUCUCCUCCCCACCUCUCAGAUCUCACCCUCUCGAUACUCUCAGAUAUCCGCCACCACCACCACCGCCUCUCAGCCAUCCUUUCCUCCCCGAUCCUCUUCUCCCUCACCCUCCACCACCUCCACUCCCUCUCCCUCCCACACAAGACUCUCCUUAUUGCCCGCCACCUCCUCUCCGCCCUCCGCCAUCUCACGCGCCACUUCCACCCCAAACAACCGCCACCUCCUCUACCUUCAACCGCCGUCAAACAACGAGACCUCGAUGCAGUUUUACUCCUCCUCCUACUCUGCGAAAUCCGACAACACAACCCAGAAGCUCUGGAAACAUCUCCCACCAAAUGGCGCGAAACUCUGAGCGAGCUCUGGUGUGACGCCAUGCUGACGCUCUCUGGCAUUGGGUUCUGUAGUGGGUCGGUCUUGAUUCCGUACAUUGAAACGGCGGUGAGGUGCUGGAAGUUUGUCAGCGAAAUGAGUUACUGUGGCGGCGAUGGCGGCGGGAAGGUGGCGGCCUCCCCGGCGGCGGUGGUGUCACUGCCGUCGGUGGAGGUGAGAGGGCGCGGAGUGGAGUGUGUGAUAUGUAAGGAGGAGAUGAGAGAAGGGAGGGACGUGUGUGAGUUGCCAUGCGAGCACUUGUUUCAUUGGAUGUGCAUUUUGCCGUGGCUGAGGAAGAGGAACACGUGUCCCUGCUGCAGGUUUCCGCUACCCACAGACGAUAUCUACGGAGAGAUCCAACGGCUGUGGGAGGUUCUGGUCAAGAUGGGCUGUACCUGAUAGUAUGAUCAUUCACCAAGACGUAGCUGCUAUUGCACCGCACGUGUCAUAAUCGUAUGGGUGAUUGCGAUAGACGGGAGAGAUGGGCCCACAAUGGAUGAUGAAGAUGGAUGGAUCGUAGAGGAUCGCUUGUUUAUUGACAAGACACGUGUGGUUAAUGCUAGCGGCAUAUAUGGUGCGUUAUUUGUAGCUAUAUAAAUGGAGGAUACACAGAUAUUUAUAACUUACAUUAUUACAUAGAAUAAAAACAGAUAAUUAUAGGUCGGUGGACAUUGUAACACAAUUCAUUCUAGUCCUUUUCUAUGUACAGCACAACUUGGCAGUCGAUUUGCAUUGA
Molecule: messenger RNA, 1217 nt
Organism: Corylus avellana
Lineage: Eukaryota; Viridiplantae; Streptophyta; Magnoliopsida; Fagales; Betulaceae
Gene: SGR9
Product: RING/U-box superfamily protein
Biological process (GO): protein ubiquitination
Cellular component (GO): cytoplasm
Molecular function (GO): ubiquitin protein ligase activity
Source: RefSeq, a predicted model, not a curated record